UGCAUGUGUUGUUGUGAGACCCAGUCAUGGGCGGAGAGGAGCUCCAGACCGACGCAGGGAGGAGAGGGGGGGGGGGUGCCCCGCCCCUCGCGGACACGUUGCCCAGGGAGAGGCUGCACGGGCUGCACGGGCUGCACGGAGCUCCCGCCCGCCCGCCUUCUACGGGACGUCCACGUUUUCGGCGUCCCGUAGCCUCUCUUCCUCUCUUCGUCUGCUGGUCUCAUGGUCUCGCUCCACCGGGAGUGAGCUCGGUCCGUCAGCGCGUGCACCGUCCGCUGCAUGUCCGUCACUCACCGAGCCGGGACGGGGAAGACACGGUUCACUUCUGGUCCGUGAUGCUCUCUGCCGGCUGAGAGUCCAGCUCCAACAUGUCCACCUCAGACUCGGAUUACUCCAUCGACUGGCUCGCCAGCGAUGAGGAGGACUACGACGGCUUGAAAAGAUCAAGUCCUCCGCAUGCAGAGGAGUCGCCGUUGCCUCCAUCAUCCACCUCCUCUUUAAGAGAGUCCCCUAAAAGCUGCUCCCCCUCCCAGCAGAGGAGGAGGAGGAGGAGGGAGUACUGUGACUGGACAGAUGAAGGCCGCCGUGGGGUCGAGGCUGACUCUCCAGCGCCCACUCCACUUCAGGGAUUUACGUCUGUUUGUGAGCAGCUCUCUGUGGAGUCAAAGCACCACUCGACUAGGAAGAGAGCCCACAGCGCUGGUUCGGACCGACUCUGUGAAAAGACUCAGCCAGACUCAAAAAAUGAACUAUUCUCCCAGAAGUGCGUGGAGCUGCGCUGCUACGUCCAGCCUCUGUCGGCCAUCUUGCGGGGCCUGAGAGCCGGAAGGUACUCCGAACGUCUCAGCAGUUUCCAGGAGAGCGUCGCGAUGGACCGCAUCCAGAGAAUAAUGGGGGUCCUUCAGAAUCCAAACACGGGUGGACGUUUCCUCAGCAUCAUACUGAAGAUAGAACAAAUGCUUCAGAGUUGGUUCCCUCACAUCAGACCAGUCCUGACGCAGACAGACGGCUGCACUCCGGCUAAGAAGCAAAGGCAGCUUCAUGCCUCCCCUCCUCCAUCCUCAGACUCCUUCCCCCACCUCAAAUGUCUCCACACGUCAGCCAUCUGCUCCCUGAAGACGCCUGAAUCCCCGCUAGGCCAGACCUCCGCCUCCCGUCUGCCCGCACGCUGCAGCCAGGAAGUGACCCAGGACAACACCGUCUCCUCCAGCACCGACUCCUCCCACUCGGGGCCCCUGCUCCACCUCAGCCGGGGGACGCUCCCCUUCAAGAUCAGCUCGCCGUGUCUGGAACGACUCCUGCGGGCUCAGGAGAGCAUCGUUGCUCCCAGGACUGUGGGAGAUGGAGGCUGGUUGUCUUGAGAGAGAGAGGGGGGGGGGGGGGGGGACGCUUUAUGUGCUGUGGUAAAAAUCAGAGGCUGAUCCGGAUGAGACAGGAUCUCAUCGUGGUCUCCCAUGAGGAUUCAAGGCCUU
Etheostoma spectabile (orangethroat darter) is the source of this 1472-nucleotide messenger RNA. RefSeq names its product circadian-associated transcriptional repressor. Gene Ontology annotation, biological process: circadian regulation of gene expression; negative regulation of DNA-templated transcription. The transcript has 6 exons. The coding region runs from base 369 to 1361 and encodes 330 amino acids. Gene Ontology annotation, molecular function: RNA polymerase II cis-regulatory region sequence-specific DNA binding. The record is from RefSeq and is a predicted model, not a curated record. NCBI's taxonomy places the organism in Eukaryota, Metazoa, Chordata, Actinopteri, Perciformes, Percidae. Gene Ontology annotation, cellular component: nucleus.